AUGGGCGACUGCAUUGAUGACGAUGUCUCCCCGCCGAUCAGAGUGAUGAUUGUUGGCGAUUCCAUGACUCAAGGUCGCGAAGGGGACUUCACAUGGCGAUACAGGCUCUGGCAAUGGAUGACAGCAGAGGGGGUCAACUUUCAGUUUGUCGGUCCAUACAAAGGAACGAAAACACCAGAAGUCUCUCGUCCUACGCACCCACCGGCAUCGGACACCGAGCCUACAUUGGAUAGCAAUGUUCCGGUUGACCUCGGCGGCUACGCUGCGGGCGUAAGAUUCGACUCUUGUCAUUUUUCAGUAUGGGGACUCCAAGCGACACAGUGCAAUGAGUUGGUACAGGACCAAGUGGAACGGUUUCGACCAGACUAUAUGCUGGUCAUGCUCGGGUUCAACGAUAUGGGAUGGGGUGUCGCGGACGCUAAAGGCACCAUCGUUGCCAUGGAACAGCUGAUAAACCGGACACGCGCUGCGAACCCGACGGCCAAGCUCGCCAUUGCCGAUGUACCGCAGCGGACCCCGAUGGAGGGGACAGAAAAGUUGGCCCCCAUGGUCGACAGAUACAAUCAGCUUCUGCGGACUUCGGCCAGGAACUGGGGGACCCAGCAGUCUCCCAUAGAGCUGGUCGAGAUUCGCGACAACUACGACUGCUCUCAUGGCAGUUAUGAUGGCCUGCAUCCCAACGCGCUAGGGGAGUUCCAGAUCGCCAGAGCGUUUUCCCGGAGCCUCGUUCGCGGCUACAGCAUUGGAACACAUGAGCUGAGCAUCCCGCUGAAAAUACCGGAACGACCUACUCCGGUGCCGGCGAACAUUGUUGCGGAGGCUGUCGCGUACGGCGUCGCCGUCACCUGGGAUGCAGUGUAUGGUGCUCUCGGCUACGACGUUAGAAGCCGUGAAGGCACGGGCUCACUUUGGAUCGAGUCGCGCACGGAAUCGAAUCGAUGCGAUUCGACCUGCACUCAGGAAGGGCUGGAGUAUCACUACCAGGUUCGGACUUACAAUGGUGAUAGUCUUGUAUCCGCUUGGUCAAAAGUAGUGUCGGCGAUGUCACGGCAGAGUCGGGUUCUGGACUCGGGGACAUUGGCGCAAGACAAGAUGCAAAACGGGUAA
Colletotrichum graminicola M1.001 is the source of this 1107-nucleotide messenger RNA. RefSeq names its product fibronectin type III domain-containing protein. The coding region runs from base 1 to 1107 and encodes 368 amino acids. The transcript has a single exon. Lineage: Eukaryota; Fungi; Ascomycota; Sordariomycetes; Glomerellales; Glomerellaceae. Gene Ontology annotation, molecular function: protein binding. The record is from RefSeq and is a predicted model, not a curated record.